AUGGAAGACCCGGUCAACAACCUCACCAUGAAAGCCCAAUGGGCUAGACGUCUUGUUCGAGAGAAGCUAGCCGCCGAGCUCAACGCCCUGCAGUCCAGGGCCGGCGAUCUACCAGGAUGUUUACCAAUUCCUUAUUUGGGGCGCCAACAUUACACUCACGAUAAUCUACCAAAGGACCCUAUAUAUGAGAAUGAUACUACCAAGGAGAAGCUUCUCCAUGGAAUUCCUUCCUCCCUUGAUGCCGACCUUCCACCUCGCAAGGUUUGCAUUGUCGGUGCUGGAGUGGCGGGUCUCUACAUUGCCAUGAUCCUUGAUGAUCUCAAGAUUCCCAACUUGACCUACGAGAUCUUAGAGUCUAGUUCCAGGGCCGGCGGCCGGGUUCUGACGCAUCAGUUUAGCCAGGAGCCGCAUGACUACUAUGACAUUGGUGCCAUGCGGUACCCUAAAAUCCCCACUAUGUGGCGUACCUUCGAUCUCUUUCGUCGAACAAAUGUCCCUCAGAUCAAGUACUACCUGGAUGGCGGUGAUGCUUGUCCCAAGCUCUAUAACGACCAUCUUUAUGUCAAGGGCGUCAAAGAUCCGUAUCAAAUCAGUGUUAGAAACGGCGGCUCGGUCCCCAACGAGGUCGUUGACAACGUCGACGACAUAUUGGGCCAGGCCUUCAAUCCAUACAAGAGUGCACUGGCCAAUGAUUUUAACAAUGGCUUCGAAAUGCUCAUGGGUGUGGAUAACUUUAGCACGAGGGAGUUCUUACAAAAGGGUGGCCCCAAGUAUAAGCUGUUCAAGUAUGAUUUUUUUGCUAUUCAAUGGAUGGAGACGCAGAAUACCUCGACGAACUUAUUUGAUCAGGCUUUUUCGGAGAGCGUUAUGGACUCUUUUGACUUCGAUAAUCCUCAGGGUAACGUCGAGUGGGCCUGUAUCGAAGGAGGCACCCAUCUCCUGACCGAUACCAUGGAGAAGGAUCUCGGCACAAAAGUGCAGUACAGAAAGCGGGUUGAGGCCAUUUACCUCGACGAGAAGGCAAUUGUGGACGGAAAUAUGUCUGUCAAAUGUGCUGGGGAGGCUUAUCCUCGCCGCGGUUACAGCACUGUAUUCAACACCGCCCCUCUUGGAUGCGUGGGACGGAUGGACCUUCGCGGACUGGGUUUACAUCCAUCUCAGAAAGAUGCCAUUCGCAGCCUUCACUACGACGAUUCAGUCAAGGCGGCUCUGAAAUUUAGUUAUCCAUGGUGGAUCACCAAGUGCGGUAUUACUGAGGGUGGUGUCAGUUCUACUGACCUCCCGCUACGGACAUGCGUCUACCCAUCUUACAAUCUCCACGACGGAGAGCAUAAUCCUGCUGUCCUCUUAGCUUCAUACACUUGGGCUCAAGAUGCCACUCGUAUGGGCUCACUUGUUGAUCCUUCAAGUGAGGAUGAGUUGGUCGAGCUCAUCUUGCAGAACCUAGCUAGGCUGCAUGCAGCGACCAUCACCUACAAGGAGAUCAAGGAGGCUUACACAGGUGUCUACCAUGCCUUCUCUUGGUCUCACAAUCCCAACAGCGCCGGAGCAUUCGCGCUCUUUGCUCCAGGCCAGUUCAGCAACUCGUAUCCAUACCUCUCUCGACCCAGUGCCUUCGGCAAGUUCCAUUUCGUUGGCGAAACAGCAAGUGCCCAUCAUGCCUGGAUCGUCGGCGCUCUUGACAGCGCCUAUUGUGCCGUCUACAAAUUCCUAUAUUUAUAUAAGCUUUACGACCAUAUCGCUUUGCUACAAAAGAAUUGGGGACACGUGGGGGAGUUGGAGACUGGUGAGCAUGGAACGGUGCACCUUCAGGUUGCACUAGGAGCUCUUGAGGGGAAGUACAAACUCCAGGUUUGA
Molecule: messenger RNA, 1857 nt
Organism: Clonostachys rhizophaga
Lineage: Eukaryota; Fungi; Ascomycota; Sordariomycetes; Hypocreales; Bionectriaceae
Source: the annotation of a GenBank genome assembly